Messenger RNA from Solanum dulcamara, 3736 nucleotides. Its product is annotated as phospholipase A1 PLIP1, chloroplastic. NCBI's taxonomy places the organism in Eukaryota, Viridiplantae, Streptophyta, Magnoliopsida, Solanales, Solanaceae. The transcript has 8 exons. Gene Ontology annotation, molecular function: glycerophospholipid phospholipase A1 activity. The coding region runs from base 724 to 2829 and encodes 701 amino acids. The record is from RefSeq and is a predicted model, not a curated record. Gene Ontology annotation, biological process: lipid metabolic process.
AUUAGCAGAGAGAAUGAAACAUCUUCGGUGCUUUCUCCGCACAUGAAAAUGUACCAAAUAUUUUCACACGCACCUAAAUUUUAUACUUGAACAUUAUAUUUUCUUAAGUUUUUUGAAUUCUGAUAGGAUUUGGUGCGUUACUACUGCACUAACAUUUACGGUUCUGGCAUUUCUGCUGGACGAAAGUGAAAAGAUUUCUUCGAGCUUUUUUCCGGCAGAUAGGCGUGAUCGGAGUUUCUUCCUCUGUUUAUGAAGCUCUCGGCGGGAGAUUUAAUUUAUGCAUUAAAAAAACUCGCAGUCGGAGUUUGGGAAUCUGAUUUAAUUGAAACUUGAAGCUGCUCCAGAGAAUUGUAUGUAAAUGAUUUAUUUGCAGACGCAUUGACGUUUAUCAGGGAGGAAACUGACACCAAAAUUUUCCGGCAGAGAUCAGAGUUUCUUACUCUGUUUCUGCUGCUCUCUGUUGAACGUGCUGAUUUGAUUUAUGCGAAAAUUUGCCGGCCUUUGGUUUCUCUGUUCCGGUGGAUUUUGGAAUCUGAUUAGAUGAACCCAGAAGUCGUGUCGAAUCGUAUGCGAUCGUUGAAUCGAUCUUAAAAAAUCUCCAGGAUUCUACAUAGAAAUCGACAGCAAAAUGCUUAUUUUGUCAUAUUCAUAGAUGGGGACAAAUCUUUGUUGUUUACCAAGGUUCUAGGUUGCUACAAGAAGUGAUCAAGUCUCUUGGCAAUCAUGGCGUGCAGUUGUAUAUACAUAAUGAACUCUCCUAUGAACAGAAGCUCUAAGGAUGCCUGGAUGGAGCAAGACAACUUUUGGAAGUCAUUUUCGAGCAAAGGGACUAGUGAAAAAGCUCAAAUGAGAAGAUCCUAUUCCGAUAACCACCUGUCUUGUCAUGCAAAUCGUAUCCAGAGUUCAGAAACACAUCCAAAAUUGAAGAGUAGUCGUUCUACAGGAGGUCCCUUUAAAAUUCAGUUGUCAAGUUCGUUCCUCCCUGAUUCUCUUCGGUCAUUCCUGUUUGAUAUCGAGACAAGUAAGGAUAUUAACAUAGAGGAUGUUAUCUUCGAGACUGGUCAUGAUCAUGAUCAUGACAACGAAGGGAUGGAGGCUGAGGAAGAGACAAGAAGGUCCAAUUGGAUUAGAAGGCUCCUCGAGCUAAAGAGAAAUUGGAUAGAGAAACAGAAGAACGAUGAUGCAAAGAUACCUGAAGACAACCUGGAAAAUAGUGGAGAAGACUGCGAGGAGGAAGGUUGUGAAGUAGACUAUGAGGAUGACAAUGAUGCAGCUGACGAGAUGAACACUGAUAGAGAAUCAUUCUCCAGAUUGUUAAGGCGAGUCUCCUGGUCGGAUUCCAAGCUUUUCUCUAAGCUGGCUUUCUUAUGCAACAUGGCUUAUGUUAUUCCCGAGAUCAAGGCCAGGGAUUUAGAAAGAUGCUAUGGUCUGGACUUUGUAACAUCUUCCUUGGUGAAAAAAGCAGAAGCUAUGGCUAUCACAGCCAAGUUUGACAAGGAUUCAAUUCGUGUGCCAGUUCCAUCAUCAGAUAAUUCAGUGCCUAAUCCAGAUAAAAUGGAGGAAAUUGAGCAUAACCGUCUACCUCCGCCAUUAGUUGCUUAUGAUAUAGCAGCUUCGGCAGCAUCUUAUGUCCAAUCCCGUGCUAAGGGCCUAUUAUCAGUUGGCAGUGAGUCCAAAUUGGUAGUUGAUGAUGCGACCUUGAAAGCUAACAAAGGGUGCUCAGCAGAUGAAAAAGAUGACUCUUCCCAAAGAGUUUACAAGUCAGAGAUGGCUGCAUAUGUAGCUGCAUCAACAAUGACAACCAUGGUUGCUGCUGAUGAGAAACAAAAGCUGGAGGCAGCGAGGGACCUUCAAUCACUUCAAUCCUCACCUUGCGAAUGGUUUAUUUGUGAUGACAUAACCACAUAUACUCGCUGUUUUGUUAUUCAGGGAUCAGACUCAUUGGCGUCAUGGAAGGCAAAUCUCUUCUUUGAACCCAGCAAAUUUGAGGAAAUGGAUGUGUUGGUUCAUCGCGGAAUUUAUGAAGCUGCAAAAGGAAUUUAUGACCAAUUCAUGCCAGAGAUAAUGGAGCAUCUGCAGAGGUUUGGCAGCAAGGCAAAGUUUCAAUUUACUGGCCACUCUCUCGGAGGAAGCCUCUCACUUCUUGUCAACUUAAUGCUGCUAACUCGGAAGGUCGUCAAACCAUCCUCUCUUCUACCAGUUGUCACUUUUGGAUCACCAUUUGUGUUCUGUGGUGGUCAAAAGGUGCUCAAUAAUUUGGGUUUGGAUGAGAAUCAUGUGCAGUGUGUGAUGAUGCAUAGAGACAUUGUUCCGAGGGCAUUUUCAUGCAACUACCCAAACCAUGUGGCCCAAGUCCUCAAACGUUUAAAUAGUACAUUCAGAUCCCAUCCUUGUCUGAAUAAUAAGAAUAAACUGUUGUACUCUCCAAUGGGAAAGAUAUUCAUCAUCCAGCCUGAUGAGAAGUCAUCUACCCCUCACCCUUUGCUUCCUCCAGGCAGUGGCAUUUAUUCUCUAGACAGCACCAAUUGUGCAUUUACUAGGAGAGCUUUCAGAGUCUUUCUGAAUUCUCCACACCCAUUAGAAAUUCUAAGUGUCCCUACAGCAUAUGGUUCUGGUGGUACAAUUCUCAGAGACCAUGAGUCGAGCAAUUAUCUGAAGGCUGUGAACAGCAUUAUAAGGCAACGCACAAAACUACUUGUCAGGAGAGUAAGAAAACAAAGGAACCUGAUUUGGCCGUUAUUGGCUUCACAAUCUCCACAUGCAUGGAGCCAUGAGCGUGACAUAAAAGAUGGAGGAAUAUUAAGAAAGGAAAUAAUGUCAAGCGUUUGAUUUCCUAGCGAGAAUUCAUACCUACUCCCUUGAGCCUUCUCUUGCCCCAGACCUGUCAAAUUACAAAUGUAUUACAAGAGCUCAACCUCAUUUGAGAAUUGCUCUACCCAAUUAGAACCUAUAAGUUUUCCUGCAACCUAUGAUCUUUACGGAAUGGUACGAGGGAGAGAUGGUUUAGCCUAUUAUAUGAAGACUGUCGAUGUACCUUAUAGCAACAAAGUGCAGACAUAUCAGGAGAGCACAUAAGCUAAGGAACUUGGUAUGACUACUUUGGUGCAUGGUGUCAGUAUCCAUACUUUGGAAAAAGGAGAUGCAGUAAAGACAGAAAUCAUUACAUGAAAUGUUGUCUGAGAAUUGUCGAAUUAUAUCAUCUUCUAUAUAGUCUACCGAGUCAAAACACCUUGUCAAGUAAUUGUAUCAUGGAAAUAGUUGUUUAUACUGUAAAUGAAAUGUCAACUUGUGAGUUGUGAAGUUUACUUGAAAACUAGUGAUAAGAUUUUGGAAGCUCCUCUCUCAUCAUACACAGUAUGGGAUCACCAAAGGUUCAUAAUGCUCUCUCCUCAUCACAACCAAGAAGCUAUACUAAGUUGUCCUACAUUGUUCAACGUUGUUUCAAGUAGCCGAUGUGAACACUGCAUCCAUAGAAAGCACAGACGUGUUGUAUAUAACCCACACUCCUUUCAGAAAUUAAAAGAAGAGUUGGUCAAAGUGGACAACAGAUUCAAAAGGUGCUGUCUGUAUCUGUUUAGUUAUAUAUUCUUUUGAGAAGUAGAGUUCUCUCAAGUUUCAAUUAUCACUCCCUGUUUGAUUGAGAACGAUACUGCCAGCCCAUAUACAACUCGUACAUUUAUAAUUAUUUUCUUGUUGCUUUGAUAAUGAUUUACCUCACCUAUCAAAAGAUAAACUA